Chanos chanos (milkfish) is the source of this 1572-nucleotide messenger RNA. RefSeq names its product pleckstrin homology domain containing, family J member 1 (gene plekhj1). Lineage: Eukaryota; Metazoa; Chordata; Actinopteri; Gonorynchiformes; Chanidae. The record is from RefSeq and is a predicted model, not a curated record. The coding region runs from base 272 to 733 and encodes 153 amino acids. The transcript has 6 exons. Gene Ontology annotation, cellular component: recycling endosome; trans-Golgi network; early endosome. Gene Ontology annotation, biological process: receptor recycling; endosome organization; retrograde transport, endosome to Golgi.
CUUUUGUUUUUUAAUGGGACGAUUAUAUUGUUGGUCAGUAAAGGGCCAUAGCUAAAAGAGUUCGCUGAGCUCAACUUUACGUUCAAGCCUAAAUUCAGUUAAGGGUUUAGAGGGUCAGGGCGGCUAACGUUAGUUUCUUUGCACUGACCGUAAGUAAAAGUCAGUGAUAUGUGCUGAUCUUUAUCUCGUCUUACUCUCUGUGGUUCCCGGUUAAGGAUGGGCCUUCUUAGUUAACAUUUUCGACUGCACUGUUUAUUUGUACGACCACGAAAUGCGGUUCAAUGAGAAGGAGCUUAUCUCUUUGAGCCGUCAGCCCUCAGAGAGAGCCGCAGAACUUGGAAUGAGAGGACCUAAAAAGGGUGACGUUUUAAAAAGGAGACUUGUGAAGCUCAUUGUUAAUUUCCUGUUUUACUUUCGGACCGACGAGGAAGAGCCAAUUGGAGCUUUGCUCCUGGAGCAGUGCCGAGUGGAGAGGGAAGAUGAUCUCGUCUUCUCCAUUGCUUACCUGGAUGAAGCAGAGAGAAAAUAUUUUUUUGAAUGUGAGACGCAGGAACAGUGCCUGGAAUGGAUUGAUGCCAUAGUCAAAGCCAGCUACGAGUUCAUGCGCAAGAAUCUUAUCUUCUACCGCACCGAAAUCCACCGUCUCACGGGCAAGGACCCCCUUGAACAAUAUGGUAUUUCAGACGAAACCCGUUUCCAGGGCUGUGUCGGUCCACCCCCUCCUGCUACUUAACCCCAGCUCAGCAGCACGGGGACGAUUCAGGUUGGACCGGCGUGUCGCCGUGCUGCUAACCCGAAGUGUAGUGUGGUUUUAACAUAGAAAAAAAACUACUGUCAACUCUUUAUUUUUCUUCAGUUUUCAGAUAUCACUGAAAGUAAAGAUCAGUCACUUUUGUUUUAUUAUAAUUGUCAUUAUGGUCAUGUCAUUUGUCUCAGAUGAUGACUGUCUGUAGCACUGUGUGUUCCUACAUAUAUGUGUGUGUGUGUGUUUCCAUGAGGCAUAUGCUUAUGUUCUUAGGUUAGAUAGAAAUGUGUGGAUUGUGUUCUGUCACUGCUAACAGCUACAUAUGAGCCAGAAGUAUUGCUUCAGGUGGAUAUCAGGGGUACUGUAGUGUAUAACAGCCCAGCAGUGCAAGACUUCAUUUGUUUCAUAUACAAAACCACAAGGAAGCUUGUCAAUGUCAUUGACAUAAGAUAACAUGUAGUGAAUUAUCGAUAAGAAAGACUUCCUUCACACACACCCUAGCGAUUUGCAUAAAAGCGUAUUUAGAUUACAGGAGUGUUUGCGUUUAGUUCCGUGUGGCUGAAUGCCAGGUUCUUUUUCCACCUCAUAGCUCUUCAGGAGAAGUUGCUGCCAUGGAAACAGCUCUGUACACAAAUCAGUCAAGUACCACAGCACACCUGAUUGGUCAAUAAGAGAAUCAGUAAAACCUUUGGCCUUCUGGAUGAAAUCUGAAGGCACAGUAGACACAGAAGCCCUGUGUUUAGCGCAUAAAUGCACCUUUGAGUUCAGCUGAGUUAUUGAAGACAUAUGCACAGUGCAGGUCCUAUUUGCAAUGUGUUGUUGCACAG